Messenger RNA from Candidula unifasciata, 348 nucleotides. The record is from the annotation of a GenBank genome assembly. NCBI's taxonomy places the organism in Eukaryota, Metazoa, Mollusca, Gastropoda, Stylommatophora, Geomitridae.
GGAGGCAACUACAAAGCGCUAUGCGAGGGUUUAAGCUGGAGAGCUUCAGUGAAGCUGGCGAUGUGGUCUUCAGCUACCUGGAUCAACAUACGACGGUCCAAAGUGUCUACAAUAUAUCGCAUACGCACCUGGUUGUUUCUAUGGUCGUAAUUACCACCACCAGUCUGGAGAACGUCUUGCAUAUCUGUGAAUUUGAAAUGUACGGAGAUUCCUUGUGUCCGACCGGACAGUAUGGGCGAGAGUGUGAGCAUAAGUGCAAUUGUCUGGAGAGUGACCACUGUCUAGUGAGCACCGGGAGAUGCACUGCCGAGUGCGCUGCUGGAUACAAGGGCAACGACUGUAAUACAA